ACCACCACCUCGGCCUCCCACUCGCGACCUCAGAUCAAGCGAAGGGAGGGGAAAAAAAAAGAUGGCGCAGCUGGUGGAGACGUAUGCGUGCUCGCCGGCGACGGAGCGCGGCCGUGGGAUCCUCCUCGCGGGGGACCCCAAGACGGACACGAUCGCCUACUGCACGGGCCGCAGCGUCAUCAUCCGCCGCCUCGACGCGCCCCUCGACGCCUGGGCUUACCAGGACCACGCCUACCCCACCACCGUCGCCCGCUUCUCCCCCAACGGCGAGUGGGUGGCCUCCGCCGACGCCUCCGGCUGCGUCCGCGUCUGGGGCCGCUACGGCGACCGCGCGCUCAAGGCCGAGUUCCGCCCCCUCUCGGGACGCGUUGACGAUCUCCGCUGGUCCCCCGACGGCCUACGCAUCGUCGUCUCCGGGGACGGCAAGGGCAAGUCCUUUGUCCGUGCAUUCGUGUGGGACUCUGGAAGCACAGUUGGUGAGUUUGACGGGCACUCAAAGAGGGUUCUGAGCUGUGAUUUUAAGCCAACACGGCCAUUUCGCAUUGCGACAUGUGGUGAAGAUUUUCUAGCUAACUUUUAUGAAGGACCACCAUUCAAAUUCAAGCAUUCCAUAAGGGAUCACUCAAACUUUGUUAACUGUAUCCGGUAUUCUCCUGAUGGAAGUAAGUUUAUCACUGUGAGUUCUGAUAAGAAGGGUUUAAUAUAUGAUGGCAAAACUGGAGAAAAGAUUGGAGAGCUUUCCACUGAAGGCAGUCACACAGGGAGCAUAUAUGCUGUUAGCUGGAGUCCUGACAGUAAACAAGUCCUAACGGUUUCUGCUGACAAAACUGCCAAAGUAUGGGAUAUCAUGGAGGAUGCAAGUGGGAAACUGAAUAGAACUUUGGUUUGCUCUGGUAUAGGUGGUGUAGAUGACAUGCUUGUAGGUUGCCUCUGGCAGAAUGACCAUCUUGUGACAGUCUCUCUUGGUGGGACAUUUAAUGUGUUAUCUGCAAGCAAUCCGGGCAAAGAACCAGUUUCGUUUGCUGGACAUUUGAAAACUGUUAGUUCUUUGGUCUUGUUUCCUAGAAGUAGCCCAACAACUAUACUGUCUACAAGCUAUGAUGGUGUCAUCAUGAGGUGGAUACAGGGUGUUGGAUACGGUGGCAGAUUGAUGCGCAAGAACAACACCCAGAUCAAAUGCUUUGCUGCAGUAGAAGAAGAGCUCGUCACCUCGGGGUAUGAUAAUAAGGUUUUCAGAAUUCCUCUUAAUGGAGACCAGUGUGGAGAUGCUGAGUCGGUUGAUAUAGGAGGUCAGCCAAAUGAUUUGAACCUUGCAGUUCAAAAACCUGAAUUUGCACUGGUUACCACUGAUUCUGGGAUCGUAUUGCUGCACAACUCAAAAGUCAUUUCUACAACCAAAGUUAAUUAUACUAUCACUUCAUCGGCUGUUUCUCCUGAUGGCACUGAAGCCGUUGUGGGUGCACAAGACGGGAAACUGCGGAUCUAUUCCAUCAGUGGAGAUUCACUUACAGAAGAAGCUGUGCUUGAGAAGCACCGAGGUGCUAUUACUUCCAUACAUUAUUCGCCAGAUGCUUCUAUGUUUGCUUCUGCUGAUGCCAACAGGGAAGCUGUUGCGUGGGAUCGGUCAAGUAGAGAGGUCAAGCUGAAGAACAUGUUGUACCACUCAGCUCGAAUAAACUGCCUGGCUUGGUCACCUGACAGCCGUUUGGUUGCCACAGGCUCAUUGGACACCUGUGCAAUUGUAUACGAAAUAGACAAGCCAGCAUCCAGUCGUAUCACCAUCAAGGGAGCCCAUCUUGGUGGAGUUCAUGGUUUAACCUUUGUCGACAAUGAUAGUCUGGUGACUGCCGGCGAGGAUGCUUGCAUUCGUGUCUGGAAACUGGUGCAGCAAUAGGUUUUCUUCAUUCUGUUGUGCAUUGAGCAUGUCCUCGUUGUUGAUUGAAAUAAACAGUUUUUGCGCUUGUCGGUAUGGUGGCUGUUACUCACAAGCCAUAGCAUCAUUCUAGUCUUGCCUGCGAUUGUUUGUCCUAAAUUUGCUGUACAUUUUGUUUCGAGUCCUAUUUUUUUCUUGUGUUCCAGGAAGGACUUAUUUGUAAAUGUAUCCCUGCAUCUGAUUUUGUUAGGGGCCGAGAAUAUAGGGAUGCUGAUGUUGCUUUCCAUUUCCCUCCGUUCCCCGGGGUUGUCAUUAAUAAUUGAUGUUUUGAUUCUGUAAGUUAUCACUAAUGAUGUGGAUGCUGCUUUCAUAUACUGCUUGUUACCUGUAUCAUGGUAAUAAGUAAUUUAUACUGCAUUCUACUGCUGCUUUGCUA
Messenger RNA from Phragmites australis (common reed), 2309 nucleotides. RefSeq names its product actin-interacting protein 1-2-like. The transcript is spliced from 6 exons. NCBI's taxonomy places the organism in Eukaryota, Viridiplantae, Streptophyta, Magnoliopsida, Poales, Poaceae. Gene Ontology annotation, molecular function: actin filament binding. The record is from RefSeq and is a predicted model, not a curated record. Bases 62 to 1894 code for a protein of 610 amino acids. Gene Ontology annotation, biological process: positive regulation of actin filament depolymerization; actin filament depolymerization. Gene Ontology annotation, cellular component: cortical actin cytoskeleton.